Colletotrichum scovillei is the source of this 1398-nucleotide messenger RNA. RefSeq lists its product as uncharacterized. Lineage: Eukaryota; Fungi; Ascomycota; Sordariomycetes; Glomerellales; Glomerellaceae. The transcript is spliced from 5 exons. The record is from RefSeq and is a predicted model, not a curated record. The coding region runs from base 175 to 1398 and encodes 407 amino acids.
AUUUAAUCUCGAAUGAACUGUCUUAUUUGAUCAUCUGCCGACUCUUGCUGGCCAACGGCUGAGAACUCCGAUUCGAAAUUUACCCGCGAGCUGGACUUCGACCUACGGAAUUCGAAGUCUCCCCCCCGAGUAUGCAAACGGCAACGGCCCCGAUCUCGAGAACCCUGGUAGAAUAUGGGCGGCUCCAUACUUGAAUUACUCGGCAAAGCCGACAACCUCAAAGACCCUGUGCCGGUUCUCAACCAACGACCUGCGGUCCUGGCUAUGGUCGUUUCCUUUCUGCUUGUCGCCUGGAUAUGCGGUGCCUUUCGACUCUAUGUCCGGUUGUUUAUUGCUCGGUGUCCGGGAUGGGAUGACUUCUUCGUGGUGUUAUCUUUGCUCACAAGCCUGCUUUUAUCUAUCGCGACGUGCGUGGCCACAGAUUAUGGGCUGGGCAAGCACUUUCUAUUACUUGGAGUUAACGGCAUGCAAAAUUUCAUCAAAGCCUUUUAUGUCUGCAACGGCGCAUACCCAAUGGCAACAGCCCUCAUCAAAUUGGCCUUACUGUUUCAAUAUCUACGAAUGUUUGAACGCAACACGAAGUCUCGAUUCGUUACCAUUAUCGUCAUUUACAUCACCGCACUAUGGGGUGUAGCUUACUCCUUCAUUGCCUGGAUCCCCUGCCUUCCCGUGUCGGCCUUUUGGGACCUUUCAUCGACUACGGAUACUCGAUGGGCAUUUGGCUCCCGCGACCCCAUUAUCUUUGCGAAAAGCUUCGAAAGCCACGUCGGAAUGAAUGUUGCACUGGACCUCAUUGUAUUUGCGAUACCUAUUCCCUUGUUCCUGGAGGCUGGAACUCGGACGAAGUCGCGCUUGGGCCUGCUUGGUCUGUUCACCAUGGGUGUUCUUGUGAACGUUCUUGGAAUCUUCCGUCUCAUCGGCAUUUCACACUCGAGAGCGGGCACUUAUCCGACCCUCGAUCCCAGCUGGUACGGCUGCGUGCCCAUCGUCCUCGCUGCUGUCGAGAUCAACUUGGCGACGAUUUGCGCCUCGUUACCCGUCUUCUGGCCCACUCUACAGAGUAGCAUCGGCCAGAUCUUCAUCACCAAAGAGAUCGAGAUUACAUCGGAGAUACGCCGUCUCAGCAGUCUCCGUGACGAAGAGGCCACCGCUGAGCUGUGCGACUUUCCAUCACCACAAAAACCGAGCAAGACGUAUGGAGGAGUCGAGGUGAAUGAGAGGUGGUGUAUUAAUGAGUCCCCGUUGAGGUCAACAACAGUUGAGGUCGAAUCAAGGGGACUUCACACAAAACCGAGCGAGAUGUCGCUAUUUUCCGAAGGGUUCAAGAGGAUAGCGGACGACCAGGAAUCACAUGAUCGUCUCGUUCCGUCCCCAUCGCGCAGUCGAUUAAGACCAUGA